UCCAUCACGGUAAUUUUGGAGCUGGAGGAAAUCUACUUUGUCUACUGAAAUAUUUCUACAGAAGCCUCUAUAGGCAAAGGGAGCCAGAGAGCAAGGUCUGCUUUAGGCAAUGAUGGUGUCUGGGGUUUUCUUCCCUGGCAGGGAGGUAUUAACUGUGGAGUGUACAGUAAUUAAUUUAAUUCAACAUUGGGAGAGAAGAAGAAGGAAGGAGGAUCAUAUUGGAAAAAAGUUAGGGUUUUUUUUAAAAGUUUCGGAUGUAAAGUCUUAGUGGCUAUUUCAAUGACCUUCAAGAUUUCUAUUUUAGACAAAAGGCAGCAACCUAGUGCAAGGGUAUCGUUUGUCUUCUCCUGGCCCCAUCCUUUGUUCUCCUUGGGUUUAGCCUGUCACUUCCCGCAGCUUGACUGUCCCUCGUUGGGGCAGCAGCACCUCUCACCCGUGACUCUCAAAAGCACUGUUCUGGCAGGCGAUUUUUUUUCUCCAGCUGCUCAUUUCACAUCUUCUCUGGUGAGCAAGGUCUUUCCAUCUUCUGAUGACCCUCCACCUCUCUCUUGUCUGUGUCUUAUUUAUGCUUCAGUAUUUCUGUCUUUCUAAAGAUUGUGCUGCUUACUUUACCCUCUCCCUUUCUCCCUUCUUUCCACUUUUUCUCCACUCACACCUUUUCUCUCAUUUUUGUCCUCUUUCAUAUAUCUUCUUCUUCCUUUGUUUUUUUACUUUCUCCUUUUCUGUCCUGGUUUUUAUACUGUCUUGCUCUCUCCUUUCUGACAUCUCACUUCAGUCCACUACCUUGCUGUACCUUCCUCUUGGGAAUUUUUCCCCACACUUUUCCUUUGCUCAUUGUCGUCCCGCAUCCUUUCUCCUGACUUCCAUUUGCACCCAUAUAUGUGCAUACAUGUGUCCCCACUGCAGAUCUUGCAUUCUCCAGCUGAAACAAAGAAAUAACUGAUGUUGAUAGUCUGAUCCUAUUGCAUGCCUUUCUCGGCACCUGAAAUACGCAGCUCCUGCCCAUCCUCAAACGCACGCAUGGGGUAGACUGGAGAAUUAAGUAUGUGGGAAAUGUUCCUAAAUUCAGAAGUGAGAAAGCAGCUCGCGCAGGCUGCACUGAGAACAGCGCAGUUAUUGUGCUGCCACUGACAGUCCCAGAGGAGAACUGUAACCCUCUAAUCUGCUGGCGUUUUCUUCACAUUUCUGACUUCCUGAUUUUUGAUAAGAAAAAGUCUACAAUUUUAGGUAAGGGACACAGCAAUCUAUUUGAAUUAUCCAGUGAAUCCUAGGCUGAUCUAAAAUAAGGCCCCACCAAAUGCUUUUCUUUUUUUCCCCAUUGUUUUGUUUUGUGCAUUUGUUAAGCCACUUUUGUGCAGCUAUUGGGAGAGAAAUGCUUUUUUCCUCGUCGGAGAUAAGCUCUGCCUCUGAAAAGGGCCCUGUGUGGGGCGAGGCUGGGAUCUCUGCUGUCAGCUGCUCUUUCUUCUGGAGCCAGAGGGAGAGGAGAGAGCUGUGACUGCAGGAUCAUAUGCGUUGGGUGGGAGACAGAAGAAAAGAUGCAUAACCCAAAGAUGCAACAUUAACCUCAGGAGCCACUCCCAGACCCAGAGAAAGAUCUCUCAGGAUGCCGGAGCCAGCAAAGUCCACCUCUGCCCCAAAAAAGGGCUCCAAGAAAGCUGUGACAAAGACCCAGAAGAAGGGCGAUAAGAAGCGACACAAGAGCAGGAAAGAGAGCUACUCCAUCUAUGUCUACAAGGUGCUGAAGCAGGUCCACCCUGACACCGGCAUCUCCUCCAAGGCCAUGGGUAUCAUGAACUCCUUCGUCAACGACAUCUUUGAGCGCAUCGCUGGAGAAGCCUCCCGCCUGGCCCACUACAACAAGCGCUCCACCAUCACCUCCCGGGAGAUCCAGACAGCCGUGCGCCUGCUGCUCCCGGGAGAGCUGGCCAAGCACGCUGUCUCGGAGGGCACCAAGGCCGUCACCAAGUAUACGAGCUCCAAGUAGCCAGACGCCACCUCUCCAACAGGACCAUCAAGCACCAGACCCUCUGUGCAAGCAGAGGUAGGCAGUCACGGUCCGGAUAAACGUCACAGCUAUUAUCCACCACAAUUCACAGCUUUGGGAUGGGCGUGAGAAGCUGUUUAGUGGAAGAGGGGACGGUGAUCUGGAUGUCAGCUGAUUUUUAUAGUCUGUUUGGAACCUGUGAUGGUUUCUGCAAGGCUGAUGGAGGAGGCCUCUGCUUUCACAUCUCAUCCGAAGGACUGACUGACUGCAAUAUAUCUAAACUCUCCUCUGUGCUUGGCAAAUGUGCAUGUUUGGCGCUGGCAGGGGAGACUGACAGCGGCAACACAGAGAGGCCGUCUCUGAAGUCUUCCUGUUUGGCUGCUCUCUCACAGUCAUCCAAGAUGGGCAUCGAGGAGUCAGCGCUGGUCUCCUCUCCCUCGUAGCCCAGAUCCAUCCUGGUGUGCAGCAGCACAGCCCACCCUGUGCUGGCAGAAGUGGCAUCAACAGCUACUGGGCACGAGCUGUAGAAUAAAAUCCAUAUUGAUUCAACAGCUUUCUGUGCUUGACAGCCUGUUUUAAAGAGCAAGCCUGGCAGGCAGGCAGAUGCCUGGGUUGUUACCAAGCGCUUGUCCUCCACAUCACUCCUGAGGGAUGAGCCAUCGAGCAGGCUGAGGGUGCUGGCGCUGGAGCUGCCCACUGCCUCCCACCUUGUGUCAAGGCAGAUGGAUGGACAAGGGGGGAUGUUGGGAGUGGGUUGCUACCUUCCCUGGCUGCUGCUUUGCCUGCUUUAGGACUUGCUUUGGUGCACCAGACCUUGCUAAUUCUGCUGCUUUUCAAAGACUUUUCCUGCCUCAACACUGCCUGGGCAUUCCCUUCCACCAUAAGCGUGGGUGAGAUGGGCUGAUGCCCAACGGGUCCCCUCUUCUGUGGGUGCUGGGGUGGUGCAGGACAAACAGCACAGAGGUGCUGGGAGGGGACUGAGGAUUUGGGAAGGCAUCUGGAGUGGAGCAGAGGUGGUUAAUGCAGCCUUGGGGAGAGGCAGCUGCCUUCCCUGCUUUAUUCACCGGCUAGAAAGCAAAAGCAAAUAUGGGCUGGGUAGAUAUGCAGGGACACUUGCUGGCAUCCCAGUGAUAUUUUAAAGAUUAAAUAAUUUUAAACUACUUCAGAUAUACUCCCCACGUCUUCCCAAAUUCCACAAUAAGGUAAGCAAUAAUAAAAUGCUUGUAAAAGCCAUAGAGAUUAGUGGAAGGAUGUCUUGGUUACAGGUUUAUCUUCCCAAACUGCUGGAUAGCAAAAAAGCAUGUGUAGAACUGGUGUGAAGUUGAAACUUCCUACUCAAAACAUAAAAUUAGCCAACAUUAAAAACAAAAUAGCAAAAUCUGUGAUAGGCAGUAGCACUCAGAUAAAAAAUAUUCAUGUCAAAAAAUAACAACUGCUUUCUGCAGCUUAUUCUGCAAAUAAAAAGGGCAGCAAAGACACAGGAUCCAGAACUGAGUGCAGGUUCUCCCCAAACCCCAAGACCUUGCUUUUAAUUGAAAGGUAAAUUCAUACCCUGAAAUAGCAACCUUGCAGUACAUCUCUCGCUUUCCCCAACCUUUAUCUCUACGUUGUUUCACUUUUGAAAGUGAUGUGAAGCCUUGCCAAAUUGAUGUUGCUUUUGGAGCUGAACGUCUCUGCAGCUCUAGAAGAUUCGGUUAUUUCUUGUUUUUACAACAGCAUGGCAAUUGUUUUCCAGCUGGUCUGAGGAAAGCACCGUGUGGACCUGCUCAACCAAGAGCACCCCAGAAACCCGAAAGCAGUGUGGGGUCUUGUGUGGUCUCUAUGCGAGAAUGAAGGUCAAGUUGCUGAUGGCCUGCUCCCAUCCUGCUGCUUUGAAUUUGAACACCCCACACCCAAAAACAGCCUUUCCUCCGAUACUUUGCUCAGUGACAGCACACAGCCAUGUUUCAUACCUUAAUGGCAGCAGGAAUGUCAGUUGAUCUCUUUCAGAAAGAGCAAAAGCCAGUUCUCCAGGUGUCAGCGCCCACAACAAUCAGCUCCCAGCAGACGUACCUGUACUCAGUAGCAUUUGUAACCUUUGGAGGUGACAGCUUAGCAUUUCCUUUUGUUUUCCAACCACGUAGUCAAAAUCAGAUACCAAAGAUGAAAAUGUACCAGUGGUGUGCCUGGAGCCACUAUCUUCUCCUAUCAUAAAUCAGCAAAUGAUGCAGAAGGGGAAUAGAGAGUGAAGGGCUGGCUGGCAGCACUGGAUGGAGCUUUCUCCCCCCGUCCCUAUGACCUGCAGGUCAGAAUUCAUCCCCUUGGGAAUGGAAGGUAGGAAUUCAGAGUGGAAUAAAUCUGCUCCCAUUCAAGCAGUGUGUGCAAGCCAGGACACACAUCUCCCAGGAUUACCUGGCACAGCCUCUAAAUCCUCACUCUUUCAAGCAGAGUGGAGUCCUGCCCCAGUCUCUGCAGGCUGCAAGAAAUCAGGAAAAUAAAAUGAGUCAUUGUCCCUCCAGAGAGUCCUGGGCAGCUCAGGGAGCUGGGGACAAGGCUGGGUGCUCAGGCAAGAGCUGCUGGCCCCAUACACACACUCACAGGACUGGUCUCAUUUUCUUCUGACACUGUUGCCACCUUCCAUUAUUUGAGAUUGUUUCAGAGAGAGCAGAAACAGUAAUUUAAGGCUAUAAAAAUACUUGAAGACUUAAAGACAAUUUUUAUAUUGUCUAAAGCCAGGUGACUGAGAGUGGCCAUCUCUAUCCAUUUAUAGUUUAGGCUGUCAUUUCACACAUCAUUUGCUCUUCACUUUCCCGUUGUAUCACUUUUUUACUUGCCCCUGACAAUGCAGAACACAGGAUUGAGGAACUGGUCUAGGUUAAAAUGAACCUUUCAUUUUUUUCUUGCAAGCUUCCUUUUAACCCAGUUCUGGUGGCUGCUCUGAUUUGUCACUGUCAUACAGACACUUGUGCCAGCCAAGGGAAAGGCAAGACUGGCAUAAGUUAGGACUGCCCUAGAAAGCAGUUGGGAAAUUAACGGUCUUAGUGUCAAAGGGGAAAUGAAGAAAGGAAACCUGUGUUUCCUGCAGUGGUCCAGUUAGCAGAACAGACGUGGCUUUUCAAUGCACUGCUAUUGCUGUUACCCUUGCAGUGUCCCACAAGCGGUUUCUCUGACAGUCCUGACACUGGAAAUCAGACACAUCCCAUUUCUGCAGAUCCCAGAGAACUGAAGUGUUGCACAAGGGAAAGGGGCAGAUUGGGAAAAGGUCUCUGGUCCCCUUCAGCCACCAAACCAUAGCGGUUGGAGGCUCCUCAUUCAGCAGGCAAAUAGCAUGCCCUUCCUGCAAACACCUGCUGCUGUAUAGGCACAUGCUCACAGCAGUUUAGCAGGAAUUAUUUUGACUGUGAUGAUCUAGACUGAGCCUUAAAAGUAGAGGCAAUAGAAAAUGGUCUAAAAGUUCAAGCAUCGAGUGUCCAUUCAGUCAACUGAGGUGUGGCAUAUCCCACAGUUCCCUGGUAAGAAGAUCUGCUGCAGAAAAGGGGUUCUGCACUUCAGGACCUGUUCUUUUAAAAAACUUGUAUUUUCAGCUCUGGACCUGACAAAACAUUUUAAAAAUUAAGAUAAUAUAAUGAGCCCUACUGACCCUACCCCUACUGAAAUCCUAGCAGCAUCUCUGAGACUUUCCUGUGUUUGGCCAGUUAAAAAAAAAUCAAUUGCAGAUUGGAAUUUGGAAAAGGGAGAUGAAAACGUGCGAUAUAGCCUUGAUAUUAACCUCAUACUAACCCAUGGAGGUUACUGCACUGAGUUGUUUGUUUUCAUGUAGAAUUCAUGAGAGAAAAUUAGCUGCUAUAGAUCUACUCCUGAUUUUCCACCCUAUUUCCCUAGAAGGCCUUACAGUCUAUCUGCCUUUCAUGGCAGACCUCAACCUACAGAAGAACUGAGUGGCCAUGUGCACAGAAGUUUGCUCCUGCUCAGGACAGACAGGUCGUCAGUCAAGCAUGGGGAAAACAAGAGUAGAAACAAGUGUGGAGGAUGGUGCCUGUCCUGGACACCGCAGUGUCCUGGGAAGGGAUGCUGAGCUGGGCCCACGGAAGAGCCCUGCCCAGAGGAGCACAUGGCUGUGUCUUCUUCUGCCCAGCCGUGCGGAGGGAGCCCCAGGUCCUGGCCACCCCUGGCAUCAAGCUUGGCAUGGCCUUUGCACAGCCCUCAGCAUUUGUCAUAGCAUUUCCUGACUCUUUACAUCCAGACAAAAUUGUUUACAGGGAAAGAAAGAAUGUCAACUAAACCAUAAAAAUCACUUGCUGCCAGAAUUUUGGGAGUUCCCGAGGCCCAGGACCCGGGGAGCAAUCUCUCAUGCUUACUCUCCAUGCAUGGUAUCUUGUGGGCUUAUGUACACAGAGUUUUUCUGACAGAAGUGUUACAUCAAGUGUGAUCUGUCUUAUAUUACUGCUGGUUUAUGACUUACCUUACAGCUAAUUGCCUGUUUUCUGUUAAAUGUACAAAUAAAAGGUAAAUGCCAGCCUGUUGAAAGUCAGGCGAGACCCA
Molecule: messenger RNA, 6505 nt
Organism: Columba livia (rock pigeon)
Lineage: Eukaryota; Metazoa; Chordata; Aves; Columbiformes; Columbidae
Product: histone H2B 5
Exons: 2
Coding region: 1604-1984 (126 amino acids)
Cellular component (GO): nucleosome
Molecular function (GO): DNA binding; structural constituent of chromatin; protein heterodimerization activity
Source: RefSeq, a predicted model, not a curated record